Messenger RNA from Pseudozyma hubeiensis SY62, 702 nucleotides. Its product is annotated as sugar transporter. NCBI's taxonomy places the organism in Eukaryota, Fungi, Basidiomycota, Ustilaginomycetes, Ustilaginales, Ustilaginaceae. Bases 1 to 702 code for a protein of 233 amino acids. The transcript has a single exon. The record is from RefSeq and is a predicted model, not a curated record. Gene Ontology annotation, biological process: transmembrane transport; carbohydrate transport. Gene Ontology annotation, molecular function: carbohydrate:proton symporter activity. Gene Ontology annotation, cellular component: membrane.
AUGUCUUUGGUGUUGGGAGGUGUUUUCGCCACGGUUUACGCCCUUUCAACGAUCCCUUCGUUCUUCACAGUCGAGAAGCUUGGCCGACGACCGCUGUUCCUCAUCGGUGCCUCUGGACAAGGAAUCUCGUUCAUCAUCACCAUGGCAUGCCUUGCUGCACCCGAUACCCCGAACAACGCCAAGGGAGCUGCCGUAGGUCUGUACCUCUACAUCUUCUUCUUUGCCUGGUCAGUGUUGCAGCUGCCGUGGGUCUAUCCGCCCGAAAUCUCGCCUCUGCGAACUCGUACAGCUGCGGUGUCGGUAUCUACGUGCACCAACUGGAUCUGCAACUUUGCGGUCGUCAUGUUCACGCCGCUCUUCAUCAGUUCAACGCGAUGGGGAGCGUACCUCUUCUUCGCGCUGAUGAACUUCAUCUGGAUCCCGAUCAUCUUCCUCUUCUAUCCCGAGACCGCUGGCCGACGACUGGAAGAGAUCGAUCUCAUCUUUGCCAAGGCGCACCUGGAGCACAAGCCGGCCUACCGAGUCGCCAAGGAGAUGCCCAAACUCAGCGCCGCCGAGAUCGAAGCCGAGGCCGAAAAGAUUGGUCUGUUCGAGGCAAUCAUCGACACGGAAGCUGGAUCUGCUUCUCCUGGUGAAGAGACAUCGAGCAGCAGGAGCGGACAUGCUUCGGACGCUGCGAGCGUUGCCAACAAGCCUCAGUGA